AUGGGUAAUGAUGGAGGAAGUAUCCCUGACCGCCGAGAUCUCGUCAGGACGAAGGCCAAGGCAGAGCAAGCAGACAAGGCAAAUCAAACCCGUGCAAGAUGGUUCUUCUGCGCAUUGUCGAAGCGCCCACUUCAGGAGCCCAUUGUCUCGUGCGCACUGGGAAAGCUCUACAAUAAGGACUCAAUAUUAGAAUACCUUCUGGAUAAAUCAGCAUACGGAGACGGUGAGGAGAUAUGCGGGCACAUAAGGUCGCUUAAGGAUGUGAAAACUCUGAAGCUCACCCACAACACGAGCAAAAUUGUCGCAUCUGACUCGACGGACCUUGCGGCGUUCGUUUGUCCACUCAACUUUAAGGAGAUGAAUGGCUCACAGCCAUUCAUGUACAUCGCGACCUGCGGCUGUGUAUUUUCCCUUGCGGGCUACAAUGCCGUGUCUGGCAACACAUCGCCCAGUGCGAAGGAGGGCAAGUUAGAGGCGGAAGGGAAGGAGCACGAUAACGGCCAAAACACAAAACAGCUGGACGUUUGCCCACAAUGCGCCACCAAGUACGACCGGUCAGCAGAUGUCAUGACGCUCAACCCUGGUCCCGAAGAAGAGGCGACUAUGUACGAGGCAAUGAUGCGGAAACGAGCAGCGGAGCCCGCGAAGACAAAGGGGAAGAAGCGGAAGGCACAUGCUGACGCAGUGGAUGGCGAGACACCACCGACCAAGAAGCGUGUAUCGCCUACGCCAGCGAUGAACCCUGCUCUUGCGGCGGCGAGCAAGGCCGUCGCCACCAGCCUUGCGCGGGAGGAGAUUAAGCGGAAGGCAAACAUGAGCGACGCUGUUAGGUCGCUAUACGCGUCGAAGGACGGGCCGAAGAAGAAAGAGACCUUCAUGACUAUGGGUACAUUCACUCGGGUACGUCUCAUUCUAUGUUUCUCACGUGACCAUCAUUGA
Postia placenta MAD-698-R-SB12 is the source of this 939-nucleotide messenger RNA. RefSeq lists its product as hypothetical. The record is from RefSeq and is a predicted model, not a curated record. The transcript is spliced from 4 exons. Lineage: Eukaryota; Fungi; Basidiomycota; Agaricomycetes; Polyporales; Adustoporiaceae. Bases 1 to 939 code for a protein of 312 amino acids. Gene Ontology annotation, cellular component: nucleus. Gene Ontology annotation, biological process: mitotic DNA replication termination; site-specific DNA replication termination at RTS1 barrier.